Salpingoeca rosetta is the source of this 1688-nucleotide messenger RNA. RefSeq lists its product as uncharacterized. The transcript is spliced from 15 exons. NCBI's taxonomy places the organism in Eukaryota, Choanoflagellata, Craspedida, Salpingoecidae. Gene Ontology annotation, cellular component: mitochondrion. The record is from RefSeq and is a predicted model, not a curated record. The coding region runs from base 32 to 1507 and encodes 491 amino acids. Gene Ontology annotation, biological process: mitochondrial seryl-tRNA aminoacylation. Gene Ontology annotation, molecular function: tRNA binding; ATP binding; serine-tRNA ligase activity.
CCCGGACGCAAUCCAACAACAACACCACACGAUGCUGGCGCUGGGCUUUGCGAGGAAGGCGUGCUGUUCUGCUGCGGCUUCUGCUGCAGCUGCGGCUGCUUCGGGACGGGUGCGACUGCGACUGCUGUCGGCUGCAGCGGCUGGGGUAGGCGGUGGAACAGCCAACAUCGGGCCCACAAGUGCGGCAACGGCACCGAUCCGGCCCUCGCUCAACUUCAAGGGUUGGCGCGACAACCUAGAGUACCACCGGGCCAACAUCCGCAACAGAAACGUCGAGGCGAACGUCGACGCCGCGGUGGAAGCAUAUGAACAGUACGUGGCACAGCUGCAGCGUGUGGAGCAGCUGAGGCACGAGCGGAAUCGUCUCACCGACAGUAUCAAGAAGAUGAAGGACAAGAAAGGGUCAGAGUUCCAGGAGCUGCUGCGGCAGUCCAAACAGAACAAGACAAUCUUGCAAGAAGUUGAGAGCCAAAUGCCCUGGGUGGAAGAAGCCAUGCUGAUUGAGGGCCUCGCCAUUCCAAACGAGACACACCCAGACGUGCCCGUUGGGUCAGAGGAGCAAGCGACGGUGCUGCAAACAGUGAACGAAGCACCGUCCUUCUGUUUUGAGCCCAGAGACCACCUUGCCAUUGCGCAGCCCAACAACCUCAUCAACUUCAGGUCUGGUGCUGCGGUCACCGGCAGUCGCUUCUAUUUUCUUCAUGGCAAAGUCGCCCUGCUCGAGUUUGCUCUCGUCCACUACGCAAUCAACUUCAUGACGCAGCGGGGAUAUGAGCCUGUCACUGUACCCGAUAUUGUCAAGACGCGCGUUGCUGAGAGCUGCGGUUUCCAACCAAGAGACGACGCAUCACAGAUCUAUCACCUUGACCAACAGCACUCUGUUGGCCAGGCUGAGCUCUGUCUUGCUGGAACGGCCGAAAUCCCCCUUGCAGGCAUGUGGAUGGGACACACAUUUGAUGACAGCGAGUUGACAAAGAAAUACAUCGCUGUCGGCCACGCCUUCCGCUGUGAAGCAGGCGGUGCCGGCGCCACGAAUCGCGGUCUUUAUCGCGUCCACCAGUUCACAAAGGCUGAGCUGUUUGUGAUUUCGCCUGGCGACCUGGAAACGUCGUGUGGCCUUCACGAUGAGAUGCUGCAAGACCAAAUCGACCUCUUUGCUUCCCUCGGCCUCCACUUUAAGGUGUUGGACAUGCCGACAGAGGACCUUGGCGCACCAGCGUAUCGAAAAUACGACAUUGAGGCGUGGAUGCCGGGGCGACAGGAGUUUGGCGAGAUUUCGAGCACGAGCAACUGCACGGACUACCAGAGCCGCCGCCUAAACAUCCGCUCCCGUCCAACGCAGGCCGCACCGUCAUCGUUCGUCCACACCCUGAAUGGCACGGCGUGCGCUGUGCCGCGGAUGAUCGUUGCCAUUAUGGAAACGUUUCAACGCGAAGACGGAGACUUUGACAUUCCCGCUGUUCUCGAACCGUACAUGCCCCAUGGCGAAGGAAGAAAGCCGACGUAAGAUAGAAGCUUGCAGGCAUUUUGAUGGCCAAACCGCAUGCGCUUUGUACGCGCAUGUGGAUGGUCUUACGAAGGUCUUGUGAAAGUGGGCGGCGCACUUGUUGCGCGUUGAUUGUUUACUUUUGUUGUUUCUAUACACGAUCAGCUAUUGUACUUCACAUAAAAACAGACAAGAACGGCCA